ACCGGGUGUGACGUCAUCGCCCUGCACAUGGUAUGAGGGGCUGGAGGUCUCUUGCGUCUCUCAGUCGUGUUCUCUCAACCAUCCAGAUCCUACACGUACGCAAAAUGCCCUUCUACGCUGUUGCCAGGGGCCAUAAACCAGGGAUAUACGAGUCGUGGCCAGAAUGUCAAAAACAAAUUAAUGGUUUUCACUGCGCUCGCUACAAGAAGUUCUCAACCAAGGACGAAGCGGAGGAAUUUGUGCAGGAAAAUGCUGCCUCAAAUCCUGUGGUAGAUCGUCGUGAGAAACCGGCAACUGAGAGAGAGAAUAAGGGGAGCGAAAAAGAGAAGGCAUCUGAGCCUAGUCGCCAGUUGGAUCCAGCCCUCAACGAGAUGAAGAACAAAAUGAAGAGAUUACAGAAAGAAUUGUCAGUGCUGAGGUCAGAGUUUGACGAUUAUGUGGCCACCACAUGUGGUGUUCACCCAAAGUUCUCUCGGAAAAACAGCUCACUUAAACCUUCCUUCGCAGCUGACAAGAGGAAGCGAGAUGAUUCUUCUGAUUCAGACGAAGACUCCAACGGACCAUCUGUUGUCAAGAAGCUCAACACAGGCGACUCUGGCGGAAGUGACAAGACAAAAUUCUCCACCGAUUCUGACGGAUUCCUCAUAGUUUACACUGACGGGGCGUGUGAAUUCAACGGGAGAAAUGGAGCCAAAGCUGGUGUUGGUGUGUACUUUGGAAAAGAUCAUCCACUCAAUGUAAGUGAACCAGUAAAGGGAAGAGCAACCAACAACACAGCUGAGAUUCAGGCUGCCUCCUUUGCCCUGGAGUUGGCAAAAGCUUCAGGAUUCAGCAAAGUGUCAAUUCACACAGACUCUCAGUUCAUGAUUAACUGUAUGACCUCCUGGCUCAAGAACUGGAAGAAAAAGAACUGGGUGAAGAGUGAUGGAGAACCAGUCAAGAACAAGGAAGACCUAAUAGCUCUGGAUGCAGCCUCUGAGGAUUUGGCUGUCAAGUGGGUGCACGUGAAGGGUCAUGCAGGCCAUGAGGGUAAUGAGAUCGCCGACAAGCUGGCGAGACAGGGUGCCAAGCUGUACAAGGCCGACCCUGAUGCUUGAGUUGCACACACACACUGUACUGUACUGGCUUUAAAGACUUUGUGAUUGUACAGUGUUGGCAAGUCGGGAAAAUUGAACCAGUGAUGUGUCCGUGUGUUGACUGCUGGACAGAAUUUUUUUGUUUUGUAAAGUUCUUUUGUGAGAAGAAAGAACAGAUUCUGUAUGAAAGCUUCUUUUACAAGGUAGAACACAUUUAUAAUCUUUUAGUACAAUGAAUAAUAUUUUUAGGCUACUGUACAAUAUGUUUAUGAACAACAGAAUCUCUCACAAUAUCUGGACUACAUUGGAUAUUUAGUUUCUGUAGACAUGUCUCUCAUUAACUUCACCUAUUUGGUACCAUAAGUUUUUUUUUUCUCCAUAUUUUCACAAAAGUUUGGAUGGGCAAAUUUUUUCAAAGGAAAUAUAUUUAUGAAGUUUUGUAUUUAACCUGUUAUUGGUUGUUUUAAAGUCUGUUUUCAUUAGUUAUUUUGUGUUAAUAGUCUUACAUUUAAAUACUGUACUGUACUAUGUCACUGUCCUGCAGAAAGAUUACAGUAUAUCACUAACUUUGGUAUUAUUGGUCAGGGCAGACUAAGCUAUACUAUGGGUAACUUUUUUUUUUUUUUUAAUCAAUUCUAUUUUCGUUGAUUUCAUUUUAAUAUUCAUACAUAUAACUCGGUGUCGUCGUCCUUCAUAACGCUGGGAAUAAUUGGCCAGAUAAACUACUGACUGUUUCAUUUGCCAUUGUUAACUUUUGAUACAUUUGUUUUAUAAUCUGAACAUAAUAACUCUUCAUUCUUGGUGUGAACUCUCAGGAUAUUGCCUAGUUUCAUAUUGCUACAGAAUUAAGAAUAAAUUAUACUAAAAUCUC
Homarus americanus (American lobster) is the source of this 1947-nucleotide messenger RNA. RefSeq names its product ribonuclease H1-like (gene rnh1). Gene Ontology annotation, biological process: DNA replication, removal of RNA primer. NCBI's taxonomy places the organism in Eukaryota, Metazoa, Arthropoda, Malacostraca, Decapoda, Nephropidae. The record is from RefSeq and is a predicted model, not a curated record. Bases 33 to 1097 code for a protein of 354 amino acids. Gene Ontology annotation, molecular function: nucleic acid binding; magnesium ion binding; RNA-DNA hybrid ribonuclease activity. The transcript is spliced from 6 exons.